UCAAAUUCCUUACAGCUGUUUAUCAAAGGAUCCAUAGCAUACCCCGCUCUCUCCCUCGUCUGUUUGCUUCACUCCCUCACGAAAAACGCCUUCUCUCUUCUCGGGUCGUCUCUUCCUGUUUCCAUUCGUGGAGAUCGAAGUCGCAAGGAUUGAAGAGACCACGGUUCUUUGAGAGCUCUGUCUUCUGUAGUAGCUUAUUGGUUCGAAAGAGUUCUCAUUGAAGAGAGCAACUCUGGCUGAGGAUUUAAUAGAAAAUUCAGUCUCACAGCAUUACAUACAAGCAUGGUUUGGCUCAUCUUACUCAUAAUAUACACUUUCCUCCUCUUGUCGAAACUUGAAAGCACAGACAAAUUGGAUGGCAUAAUAGACAUAUAGUAAGCAGCAAAUCUGUGAAUCCCAUACCAACCAACAUCAUCAGAAGCCCUAGAUUGCUUCAGAGGAGGAUCCGAGUAGAUUCAUCUCAAACCCAACAAAAAAAAUGGGAGAUUUGUCGAGAAAGACCGAUGUGAAGAGUGUAAUUGCUUACAGUGACGACCUCGUUGGGUUCCUCAGUGAUGAGAAGGAUGUUAACAACUUGACCCAACAUUUGGAACAAUCAAAGGUUCUUCAAUCUCAAUGCGACGCUGAUUACAACGAUGUUCUUAGCUUGCUUCAAGAUUAUCAGAAAAGGAUAGAUGUGAGCAAGAAAAAAUCAGAUGAGGCAAGAUCCGAAGCUGCUUCAGAUGCAGAAAUGGAUUUGCUUCAACAAGAGUUGGAAGAGGAAUUUCAGAGAGAACGUUUGCUCCAGGAGGAACUUAGUGUUAUUACCAAUGAAAUUAAUGAUCUAGAAAAUCAAAGGGCUUCUGUUGAAGAAAGAAGGGAGAUUCUGAGAAAGCUUGAGCAAGAUGAGAUGAGGGCACAGAUGAAGCUUUCAAUGUAUGCUUCUGUCACAAAUAUAAUUCCAAACCUGCAUGAAAAUUCCAAAAUAUCAGGGCAUAUCGUGAAAAGAGACAGAAAGGCGGUUGAGAAGUUUGAAUUUGACCCUUCAGAAGCGACUGCCUUUGAUACAUGCAACAACAUUUGGAACAUGAUAAGCUUGUGAUAAAAUUCGAACGUUUUUCCAUUUCCAAGGCAAUAUGUAAUCCAGUUUAUGAGUAUAUUUAUAUCGGUUGACUUAUAGUUAUGUUGAAACUCAACUUUUUUAGCAUUUUGUAUCUUUAAUCUUGUCAAUUUGUAAUUUUUGUUGACUUAACUCCAAGUCUGUUAGUGUUGACGCGAGUUAUUUGGCUGUUUGCUCCAUUUAA
Molecule: messenger RNA, 1283 nt
Organism: Camellia sinensis
Lineage: Eukaryota; Viridiplantae; Streptophyta; Magnoliopsida; Ericales; Theaceae
Source: RefSeq, a predicted model, not a curated record